CACAUACCGUGUUUUUCGUUUAUUGCAAAGAUCCAAAGCGUUUCCUUUUUCCAAACAUGUCUUACCACGAAGAGGGUGGAUUGGGGGAAUUAUGUUCCAUUGGUGGAGGCUUCAAAUUGAUCGAAUCAGUGGCCUCCAUUAUUUGCUGUAUGCUACACCGCAUCGGAAACCGGGGACAACAAAUCUUUUUUGGAGCCACAGAUAUGAUCCUGCAUUCCCAAGAUGAUCGCUACGAGACAGAAGCCGACACCGAGAUCAUUGGAUCGGGAACGGUAACGGCCUUUGCCAUCAUCUCGCCUCUCCUCCUCAUGACAUACAUUGCCGAAGGACGAUCGGCAGUCCAAAGAACUUUCAUGGAUGCCGUAUUCAGUCUUGCGGGAGGCGGACUAUUCCUGGCCACUGGAGGGAUGACUUGCUUUGCAUGGAACAACGCUUUGACAACCAAUGCCAACAUUGGACGACGUGACUAUGAGGCGGCUGGAGCUUUGGGCGUAAUGUCAUUAGCUACGGGAGUCUUGUACAUCAUUGAUUUCUUUUACUUGAUGUACCGUCGAUCGGUUAUUCUGGAGCAAGAGGAAAUGGAGCAAAAUGGUUAUUAAUUAGUUUGUCAAGAAUACUCGAGUCUAAGACAUAUUGGCACUCGCAUCUUUAAUAAUAUCUUCAUCGCCAAAGUCGAGGGAUUGGCAUGCACGUCAAUUUUCACUCUUUGGCAACAGAGAGGCAUUGUCUUAUCAAGAUACCAGUCCACAGCAUGCAAAUGAAUAAACAGACCUAUGUAAAGUAA
Molecule: messenger RNA, 784 nt
Organism: Tigriopus californicus
Lineage: Eukaryota; Metazoa; Arthropoda; Copepoda; Harpacticoida; Harpacticidae
Biological process (GO): septate junction assembly
Source: RefSeq, a predicted model, not a curated record